UUGGUGUGGCACACCGCUACAAAUUGGUGUGGCACACCACUACAAAUUGCUGUGGCACACCGCUACAAAUUUAUGUGGCACACCGCUACAAAUUGGUGUUGCACACCGCUACAAUAUGGUGUGGCACACCACUACAAAUUCCUGUGGCACACCGCUAGAAAUUGCUCUGGCACACCACUACAAAUUGGUAUGGCACACAACUACCAAUUGGUAUAGCACACCACUACAAAUUACAGUGGCACACUACUACAAAUUGCUGUGGUACACCACUACGAAUUGCUGUGGAACACCACUACAAAUUGGUGUGCCACACAACCACAAAUUGGUGUCGCACACUAAUACCAAUUGCUGUGUGUGGUACGCCGUUACAAAUUGGUGUGGCACACCACUACAAAUUGCUGUGGCAGACCACUGCAAAUUGCUACAAAUUGCUGUUGGACACCACUACAAAUUAAUAUGGCACACCGUUGGACACCACUACAAAUUAAUAUGGCACACCACUACAAAUUGCUGUGGCACACCCCUAAAAAUUGGUGUGGCACACCACUACAAAUUGGUGUCGCACAUCUCUACAAAAUGGGGUGGCACACCUCUACAAAUUGGUGUGGCACACCUCGACAAAAUGGGGCAGCACACCUCUACAAAUUGCUGUGGCACACCACUACAAAUUGCUGUUGCACACCGCUACAAACUGCUUUGGCACACCACCACAAAUUGCUGUGGCACACCACGACAAAUUGGUAUUGCACACCACUACAAAUUGCUGUGGCACACCCUACAAAUUGCUGUUGGACACCACUACAAAUUAAUAUGGCACACCACU
Orbicella faveolata is the source of this 823-nucleotide messenger RNA. RefSeq lists its product as uncharacterized. NCBI's taxonomy places the organism in Eukaryota, Metazoa, Cnidaria, Anthozoa, Scleractinia, Merulinidae. The record is from RefSeq and is a predicted model, not a curated record.